UAUUUAUUUGGGCCACAAAUAAAGCCCAUAUUGUUCUGUAAUAAAAAACCCUAAUAGCCCCUUUAAAAAGCUAAUUUAGGGCUUGGGCAGCUGUUGACGUAGUCGCAUCGAGAGAUCUUAGGAAGCAGCAAAAAAUGGCGGUCCCGUUGCUUACCAAGAAGGUCGUGAAGAAGAGGUCCGCCAAGUUCAUCAGACCCCAGAGCGACCGUAGAAUCACUGUCAAGGAAAGCUGGAGGAGGCCAAAGGGUAUUGACUCUCGGGUCAGAAGAAAGUUCAAAGGUGUCACGUUGAUGCCCAAUGUUGGUUACGGAUCUGACAAGAAGACCCGUCACUAUCUCCCCAAUGGAUUCAAGAAGUUCGUUGUUCACAACACGAGUGACCUCGAGUUGUUGAUGAUGCACAACAGGACUUACUGCGCAGAGAUUGCUCACAACGUCUCUACCAAGAAGAGGAAGGCCAUUGUCGAGAGAGCUUCUCAGCUGGAUAUUGUUGUCACCAACAGGCUUGCUAGGCUCCGUAGCCAAGAAGACGAGUGAAGAUUACAAAGCGCUUGAGAUAUUUAGUUGUUUCUGGUUUGUUGCAUUUCGUUAUGUGUUUUGUGUUUGCACUCAACAAACAUGAAUUUUUGUUUUAAGACCGUUCUUGAAGUAUUUUAUAUUCAGUAUUUCUCAAUCGUUAGGCCUUUAAUGGUCU
Messenger RNA from Brassica rapa (field mustard), 693 nucleotides. RefSeq names its product 60S ribosomal protein L32-1. Gene Ontology annotation, molecular function: structural constituent of ribosome. The record is from RefSeq and is a predicted model, not a curated record. NCBI's taxonomy places the organism in Eukaryota, Viridiplantae, Streptophyta, Magnoliopsida, Brassicales, Brassicaceae. Gene Ontology annotation, cellular component: ribosome; cytosolic large ribosomal subunit. Gene Ontology annotation, biological process: translation.